AUUUUGCACAACUGCAUCGGAUUGGACAAUUUACAAGCUGUUAUCAAAGUCAUCAAUGUGACAGAAUGAUCGGAUGUGCGGGGAGUUCGUGAUAAGUGACGUCACAACAGUCCUUCCUCCAAUAGCUACCCUACGAUGAGUAUUGUGAUCCAUGAUGGAGAUGACUACUCAUGCAAACGGAGGGAGAUGUCAUAUUAUACUCUUUGGAGAUAAUCCCAUGGAACAAGAUUCACGAGAAGUUGAACCAGACGACCUCACUGUGAUGUCAGCCGCAGGCGGCGAACUCAGCAUGACCAUUUAUCAUCUACCGAGUCCCACGAAGAAGUCGGACCAGAAUACAAUUUCCAUGACACCUGUAAACCACUGACUUACUGACUACUACAUAUUAUUGCUCAUCUGAGCUGGAACAUCCCAUAUUCGACUCACAGCAAUGGCAGCAACAUCCCAGGCUGCGAACUUAGUUGAGAAGGCGGUUGGACACAGCGGCAAUGCUACUGUCACCACCGAUGUGAGCAAUUACGCCAAGCCAGGAACUGGCCAAGAGACGGGAGAGAAGAUCAAGGCCACCACCUGGCAGGGGAAAAACUCCGUCGAGGUGGUGGAAAUGCCCAAGCCAAGAGUUAUCGACGAGGGGGACGUGAUUGUGAAGGUCACCGGUAGCACGAUCUGUGGAAGCGAUCUCCAUCUUUAUCAUGGUGUCAUUCCGCAACUCGAAAAAGGCGAUGUGCUCGGCCACGAAUUCUGCGGUGUUGUGGAAAGCGUCGGACCUGGAGCGAAGAAUGUCAAGGUCGGAGAUAGAGUCGUAGCAGCUUUCCCCAUUGCCUGCGGCCAAUGCACGAACUGCAAGAAAGGACUGACCUCCGUCUGUGAACGGACCAACGAAAACACUCUUACUAAUGCCCUGUAUGGGAAGCGCACUGCAGGCAUAUUCGGCUACAGCCAUUUCACGGGUGGCUUCGCUGGAGGCCAAGCCGAAUAUGUCCGUGUGCCAUAUGGCGAUCAAAAUCUGCUAGGACUUCCCGAUGAUGUUCCCGAUGAGAAGGGUCUGUAUCUCUCUGACGUCCUUUCCACAUCGUAUCACUGCGUGGUCGACACCGGAGUCGACAAGGGCGACGUGGUUGCCAUCUGGGGUGCAGGGCCGAUUGGCCAAAUGGUGGCCAACUUCAGUUUUAUGCAGGGCGCCAGCCGAGUGAUCCUCAUUGACGGUGGCGACGCAGCGUGGCGCUUGGACUUUGUCAAGAGUAAAUUGCCCAAGGUGGAAACGAUCGAUUUCACCAAGCUGCCUCGCGGUGAAACCAUCACCUCCCAGUUGAAGAAGGUGGUCCCCGGUGGGCCAGAUGUGGCGUUGGAAUGUGCAUCUGGAGAAUUCGCAAAGGGAUGGGCGCACUACUUCGAGGUUCUCCUGGGCUUGGAGACCGAUACUUCGGAGAUGUUGAACGAGAUGAUUACUUCCGUCCGGCCCUAUGGACGGAUCGGCGUUACUGGGGUCUACACUGGCUUUACCAACCACUUCAAUAUUGGUGCUUUGAUGCAGACUGGCGUCCGCUUGAUCGGCAACGGUCAAGCUCCCGUGCACCGAUACUGGAAGCAUCUGCUGGAGCUCAUUCGCAAGGGAGAGCUCAACCCCUUGGACAUGGUCACGCAUCGAGUCCGCCUGGAAGACAUGUCCAGACUGUACGAACUAUUCAAUAGUCGUGAGGGAGGCAUCCAGAAGGCGUUUGUCGUGACCAAAAAUUCAUUCCCCCCAGCCGAAGGAGCACCCGCUCUGGUUGAGCUGUGAUAUGAUGGUUCAGGGAGACUUCUUGACAGUUUUAUGUUUAUUGUUCUAAAACUGAUGGUGUAUGACCCCAAACUGUAUACUGUAAUGUGCAAAUGAAAUCAAUUC
Aspergillus aculeatus ATCC 16872 is the source of this 1885-nucleotide messenger RNA. RefSeq names its product zinc-dependent alcohol dehydrogenase. Gene Ontology annotation, molecular function: oxidoreductase activity; zinc ion binding. The transcript has 5 exons. Bases 431 to 1780 code for a protein of 449 amino acids. NCBI's taxonomy places the organism in Eukaryota, Fungi, Ascomycota, Eurotiomycetes, Eurotiales, Aspergillaceae. The record is from RefSeq and is a predicted model, not a curated record.